AUGAGAAUUCGCAAUUCACUGUUAGAGCACCACUCGCGGGAGAUCGCUAUCUGGGAGGAUCGCCUGCGCCGAGCGGAAAGAUCACACGAUGCUGCUGUUAACCGCUCCCGUUCUCCACGUCUCUCGUCUGGUGUGCAUCGUGAUCGUGAUACCCCCUUCCCUCCACCUCGCCAAGAUUCGGAUGUUUCGCCUCUUCACGCUCAAUCAUCAUCUGUUCCGCUACCCGCCGAGUCUAAGACUGCUAGCCCUGCUCCGCGCAUCCCUAACCCCAUUAUCCACGAUUCCGUGACCAAGAACCCUUCUCCUGCUCCUGCCGAUUCCUCCAUCACGGAGGAGGAAAUUAAGGCGGUCCGUAUGGAGAUAGCCGAUGUCCGGGCUCUCGUUGUCAAGCUUGAUGACCAGUGCAAAGCACUCCAAUCCAAGCUCGACGCCCGAGGUAAAGCUGACAAAGCAGACCAGCUCUGUGUGGAAGUAGCGAAUACAACUCAAGAUGACCAGCCGAAGAUGGGGAAGUAA
This is a messenger RNA of Penicillium cataractarum, 516 nucleotides long. RefSeq lists its product as uncharacterized. The transcript is spliced from 2 exons. The record is from RefSeq and is a predicted model, not a curated record. Bases 1 to 516 code for a protein of 171 amino acids. Lineage: Eukaryota; Fungi; Ascomycota; Eurotiomycetes; Eurotiales; Aspergillaceae.